Messenger RNA from Parathielavia appendiculata, 1038 nucleotides. RefSeq lists its product as uncharacterized. Bases 1 to 1038 code for a protein of 345 amino acids. Lineage: Eukaryota; Fungi; Ascomycota; Sordariomycetes; Sordariales; Chaetomiaceae. The record is from RefSeq and is a predicted model, not a curated record. The transcript is spliced from 2 exons.
AUGGCUGUCGACAUCGAUCAAAGGAUUAUCACGCGGCUCGUCACGCUUGGAGCUUUCUUCCUCGCCUACUACGCUUACUACUCAUAUCCCACCUUGCCCUCGAGGAAAAUCUCGUCAGGGAACGCUGUGUAUGAUCCCAGCGUCGUCGAUGUGCUGGUCGUGAAGGCAAUGUUGAAGAAGGCCCUGAGCCUACCACCUGAGAUCAUCGACUCCAUUGUCGACCUUGCCGAGUACUGGCCUCACACCACGAGCGAGGUAUCUUUUGAACCACCUAUGACCGCCUGCGGUGGCCUGGGCAGGAAAGAAAACAUGUUUUUGCUCCGUUCUCCUCCCCUCGGCCUGCAUACCUGGAGGCGUGUCUCUCACCGUACAAAUGACCCGAAACCCGUUGACAGAGCGCCGUUGAAGCCGCAACCCCCCGGUGAAGAGUUCUCUGCCGAUGACUUUCAGGCGCUGAUUGCAUCGCCCAUACCCCUGCUGGCCCACCCCUGUCGUCGCAUCGUCUUCACUUUCAAGAGCCAUGAUCAAGGAUGGGGAGGGCUCCCUAACGACCGCGGCACAUACUUCGGCUCCUGGACGUGGUUCGAAGCUGGCCUGGAGCGGUGGUGUAAAACUAACCCCGCCCAGACCGACUCGGCAACCCAACAGGCCCAGCAAGCCCCGCAACCAUCGCUAAAGCUGGAUGACCUCUGCACCGUGCUCCCGGAGGUAGAACAGGGCCCGAAUUCUCACGGCUACGCCUACAACCACACGUUGCAUCCGCGCGAAGAUCUGAAGAUCCAAUGCAAUUUGACGGCUGAGAAACAAUCGAAAGUACACCGCGUUGUCUGGAGUUACGUGGACGACAUCGACCCUGAGCGGGACGUUGAAGCCGCUGAAAGACUUGCAGAGCAGGGCCGGGGCAAAGCCACUGGGAACGCCAAGUUUGUCCGAGACCUUAAAUUGGGAGAUAUCGUGACCAUCUGGGCCAAGGCGAGGUUCGGAAACUGGAGAAAUGCGGUCGAGUGGGUCAAGAUGGAGGUAUUUUAUGCUGUUUGA